GUAGGCUGCUAGGAUACUGCUGUGACUAGUAUCACUAGAGUGGCUGGCACACCUGGCAACUUCAGAGGAACCCACUCUCUCUACGAGUGGGAGAUACGAUACGAUACGAUACGAUGACUGGGUCCCAGGGAAAACAAGGAAGUAAGAACAGAGGGAACGAGACAAACUGCAUGCAGCACGAAACGACAGCAGCAGCAGCCGGAGCUGCUGCUCCGGGCAAAGUCGACACCAACACGGCGUGGGAUCGUCGGAUACGUGGAGCGUCGUGCGUGUCAUUCUUUCUGGGCUGCGUGUGGGUGCUGCUGUUCCCCCUGGUGACACUGACUACCGGAGAAUCCAAACCGAGGGGAACCUUCUUCGACGAGAACGCGAUGCUCGUGCACCACACUUCGACCAAGCUCACGGUCGCCGACGUCGACUGGGCGAAGCCUGCGCGGCUCACCAAAGCCUACCCUCAGCAGGAUGGUGCCACGGGUGCGGAAUGGGUUUGCAGAGUGCUGCAUGGGAUGGACCUUCCAUGCUACACUCACAGCUUUUACGAGAGACCGACGUCACGCUCCGGACUGCGAAAUAGCGUGUACACCAUACUGGACCCGGCACCAGGGUCAGACGGCAAGGAGUGCAUGGUACUGACGACAUCUCAAGACCUAUCUGGUGCGGCGGAGGACAUGCUAGACCAACCAACCUUCACGGGACUGUCGCUCUCUCUGUCGGUCCUCAAGUAUCUCAAGGAUCGUGUGGGGUGGAUGUCGAAGCGAAUAGUCGUGCUCAUCGCCGAUGAGGAUGGGCAGGGCGUGGAUCGCUUGUUCCUGGGGGUCAAGAGAUUCAUCGACGAUUACCACACGGAUACCCUGGAUUUGCUCGAGAGGCACACAAAGGAUUCCAACAUGACAAGAUCGAUUCAACACUGUGGAGUGAUGCGGGCAGCCUUGUCUCUAGAAUACGAUGAGCCGGGAGAGCCUCAGGUGGUGCAAUUGCUCACGUCAGGGGUAAACGGCGAACUCCCGAAUAUGGACCUUCUCAAUGUGGCAGUGAUUCAUCACGAACGCCAGGGAGUCGGGGUUCGGCUAGACACUUGCUCCGCUCCUCUGCACGGAGAUCAACUCGCCUGCUUAGAUGCAGUGGGACAGGCUGCCACAGCGGUUGACCGGCAUGUGCCAAAAAAGAGCGAUGCUGUUCAAGGAUACUUCGACCGGCUCUUCGGGAUGCUGGGUUUUAUGGGAUCUGCCGUGAUGGGGCCAAGUGGGCCGCACGCGCACUUCUUGAGGCACAGCGUGGAUGCCUUGACAAUCCGAGGCCUCGGGAGGACUGGAGGGGAGCCAGCGGGCACCGGCAAGCGCGCUGUUUCUUCAGGUUCAGGCGUCAGUACCACCGCCGCCGUGGUUAGUAUCAUCCGCGGCGUUUCGAACUUGGAGGAGGAGCUACACCACUCGUUCUUCAGCUACAUCAUGCUGUCUAAGGCAGCAUUCGUCUCCAUAGGUGAAUAUGCUUACGCGCUGGUUUUGCUGCUAGUCCCGCUGGGGCUGCAAGGAAGACGCCUUUCAACACUCAACGGAGACAAAACCCUCGCCACGGCUGUGCUGGUCGUGGCAACGUUUGAGGUGUUCGGGGCGCUCCUCUUGUGGAUCGCAUCUGCUUGGCCCGAGCCGUCUGAGACAGCUCUGGGGGUGUACCUCAAGGUGGCAGAUCUGGCUGGGUAUAUGUUGGUGUUGGCUGUGUACGUAUGCUCGCCGAGGCAAGCAGGCAGCCCACAAAGACUCGCAACUUGGGUGGGGCCCAAAACAGUUAUGUCGUGCGUGCUAGGCUAUGCGUGCUCCGUGACGGCUCUUCUCAGCUGGCAGGUGGCGGCGGUGCUAGCACUUACCCAUGUGCCGUUGCUUCUUGCGGCACGGCCGUUCCAGCGAAAGCGUUUGUCAAGUUGGUGUAUGGCGUUCGGUAUGAUAAUCAGCUCGCCAGCACGCUGGUCGUCCGUCCUUGGAUGGGCCACGGCACGUGCCUCGGGCACGAGCGUAGUGUUGCGAUGGUUGCGGUUGUACCGGUUGUCUGGGCUGUUGAACUUGCCGCUCAUGUGCCUCGUGUCCAUGCCGACGCACUUGACGAUAGCUUUCGUGCUCUUAAACCAACAGUCUUAAGAUAAUACUGCUGUAAAUCGGCAAUAUUAAGCUCUCAAAGCUCUCAUCAAGUCUCCGGAUUUGUUAUCCCAACCUUGCAUACUUCUGCAGAGGGAUACAUGAGGUUUCGACCACCUGUCCAGAUUGCGUGGGUGCUACCCAUCAAGCGCAUCUUGACUUUAUAUUACUCCCCUACGUUGCAAAACGCGAUCAUGUUGCCCCUCUUGACAAGUUUUUGAAGCCGAUGCCUUGGCACGAAACCAGCACCGUUGAUGUCUGAGGGUCUGGUUUCAGUCGGAAGUACGCUCCGAAGAAGUCUCGCAAGUGCCGGAGGUAGGUCACGCUGUACCGUGUGAGCUUGCCGAUGCGGAGACGGCUCACGUCCUCGGGGCACAGAACCAUUAGGAGCAUCGCCAAGCUCUGGUGGGACGAGUCUACGCACCCGCCGUUUUUGAUUUCCUCCAAGAUAAGCUUGCUGCCGAAGUUCCCAAGGUCCUCCGGGAGUGUUCCCUUGUCAGCCGCAGUCUCGGCCACCAGAAGAACACCAGUCGUCGACUCCGCUACGAGGCUCAAAGCGAACCCAGGCGAUUCCCCUCCGGUGCGACCAGCAUGAUGGUCGGUAUGGACCCACACAUCAGGGAGAAGGCGAUUCAACAAGCCUCGAGAAGACUCUGCGACGCGGUUGGCAAUUUGCGGGG
Messenger RNA from Ectocarpus siliculosus, 2809 nucleotides. The record is from the annotation of a GenBank genome assembly. NCBI's taxonomy places the organism in Eukaryota, Phaeophyceae, Ectocarpales, Ectocarpaceae.